AUGAAAAUCCACUCCCCACGAAAAUCUCUUACGACUUUGACUGAGGCCAUUGCAGCCGCGUUGGUUGAACCUCACAGGUCUGCAAACGCUAAGCUUAUUGCUCUCCAACGGGAUGGCUUCUGUUGUGCCAUUACGGGAUCUUUUGAUCACGAUUCCGCGAUGAAGGGAUACGUCCAGCCCACGCCUGAGAAAGCGGAGGUCUACACGCAGGUUGCACAUAUCUUUGGGGAAUCAAAUAAUGAAGCCAUACUCGGGGAAGGUCAUACAGUAAAGCUCGAGUGGGCAUCAACUGCGGCAGCCCUCGUUGAACGAUACGCGGAGAUUUCUAUUCUUAAAGAGCUCAAUGGAUCAAAUAUCUACCGUGCUACCAACAUAUUCACGAUCGAUCAGGGAGUUCAUCCGUACUUCGAUGCUCUCGAGAUUUCACUUGAGCCUGUCCAGGAUACUCUGGUGAGAGGUUUUCGGUUUGUUUGA
Messenger RNA from Marasmius oreades (fairy-ring Marasmius), 474 nucleotides. RefSeq lists its product as uncharacterized. The record is from RefSeq and is a predicted model, not a curated record. The coding region runs from base 1 to 474 and encodes 157 amino acids. Lineage: Eukaryota; Fungi; Basidiomycota; Agaricomycetes; Agaricales; Marasmiaceae. The transcript is spliced from 3 exons.